This is a messenger RNA of Cylindrotheca closterium, 357 nucleotides long. The record is from the annotation of a GenBank genome assembly. NCBI's taxonomy places the organism in Eukaryota, Bacillariophyta, Bacillariophyceae, Bacillariales, Bacillariaceae.
AUGAAGGAAAUGGCCACAUAUCUAAUGCUCGUCUUGGGUGGAAACGCAACUCCCUCCAAGUCUGAUGUCUCGACUGCCUUGAGUGCCGUUGGAAUUGAAGCCGACGACGCCAAACUCUCCGCCUUGAUUGCCGAAUUGGAAGGAAAGGACUUGGACGAAAUCAUGGAAGCUGGAAAGAGCAAGCUUGCCAAGUUUGGAGGUGGUGGCGGCGGCGGAGGCGGCGGUGGUGGCGGCGGUGCCGCUGCUGGAGGUGCCGCAGCCGAAGAAGAAAAGGAAGAGGAGGAAGAAGAAGAGGCUGAAAUUGGUGGAGGCAUGGAUAUGUUCGGAGGAGAAGGAGGUGGCGGUGGUGACUAUUAA